UUCGAGUCAUUUAAGAAAAAUAUAACAUCAAAUUAACCUUUUUCUCCGUAUAAUAUCAUUAAACUUCCAUAUGUUUACAAUUAAACGAUAUAGUAACUGCGAAAAGCAAACGUGUAAACUAUUACCAACUUAAAUCAGCAUAAACUGGAUAGAAACGAGAGUUUUUUUCUUAAACUUUCGUAAAGUCAAAACAUUGGAUGUGUGACACGAGAGUUCUCCGCGCAAAAUGUCGAAAAUAAAGAAACUAACGGGCUCGUUCCGCUAUACGCAAUGGGAUCCGUGUCUAAUAAUUUCACAGAUAGUGGCAAUGCAGUCCGUAAUGUAUCUAACACUUUGUUUGCUGACGGCUAUCAUGCAGGACCUCACAGGUUCUACUAGGACUUUGGACCAUCUAUUUGAGUAUCAUGAGAUACAUGUAAGGGACAAUGAGGGCAGAUCUGUGAUAGCUGCAUUUGUUCUGAAUGCAGUUAUUGGAUCGUUCAUGCUGUGGAACAUUGUUGGUCGGACUAAGUUGUGCUUAGACUUCAGCUGCACCUACCAUGGCAUCCACCUAAUAGUCUGCUGGAUAUACAACGGAGUCUUCCCAACCACCUUCUCCUGGUGGACCCUGAACAUAGCCUGUGCAGCCAUCACCUGUGUGACGGGGGAGUUCCUGUGUCUCCGAACGGAGCUGCAGGCAAUCCCGCUCAGUAAUAUAGGCUCCAAAGUGGACUUAUGAAAGUUAAUGAAAUAUAGACUUGAUAGCAACUUGCAAGAUAUGCUCAGAUCUCUGUCGUAGUUAUAUUAUACUAAUUCUAGUUAUCGUAGUGUAAUGCCUAAAUGAGGGAAAAUCAUCUAUUCAAAUUCAAAAUAUAAUAGUAGCCAGCCUCGUCAACUAACGCCGUAAACGAACGACGCUGGGGUGGUCCAUCCCAGCAGUAUGCCUGAGUAAUGAGCAUAUGCUCUAGGCCCGUACCCGGCGGCCCAAAAGGCCCCGCGGAAGAACCUCCUGCUGCUUCAAAAUAUCUUUAUUCAUGUUGGUCUAUUACAGACUUAUGAUAUGUGAAAUCUACCGUCAGUUCCGAAUGAUUUCGAGAUAAGAACUGACAAGAAACUCAGCUCCUAUUCUUUUCAAAUAAAUGAUGAACAUGUUGACA
Messenger RNA from Achroia grisella, 1136 nucleotides. It is a transcript of the gene Sys1, whose product is annotated as protein SYS1 homolog. The transcript is spliced from 3 exons. Gene Ontology annotation, cellular component: trans-Golgi network; Golgi membrane. Gene Ontology annotation, biological process: Golgi to endosome transport; Golgi to plasma membrane protein transport; protein localization to Golgi apparatus. The record is from RefSeq and is a predicted model, not a curated record. Lineage: Eukaryota; Metazoa; Arthropoda; Insecta; Lepidoptera; Pyralidae. Bases 227 to 718 code for a protein of 163 amino acids.